ACGCUUGCUGCUGAUAAACACUUUUCGUUUAUCAUCAGUUUGUCGAUGGAACUGCGCGCAACUGGACGUUUUUCUCGCUAGCCAGAACUCCAAACGUGUAACCAACAAAUUGUCCAGACUGGGUGCUAAUGUGUGUGCUUGUGUGAGUGCUGGUCAGGCACAGUGUUUGUCUAAGCUUUGAACAGUUUUGUCGGCGCGCGUGAUUGUGCACCCGAAAUAUUGGCGCGUGUUUUUUGAAGAGAAAAUCUGAGAAAUUGAUUAAAACUCAUUUCUGAAAAUAUAUACAUAUCGUGUGUGAGUUGUGGCUGCAGGGCUGUAAAUAAUAGCAACAAUAAUAAUUGAAACAACAAACUAGACAGGGUGACAGCACAUGCGCGUAAAUGAAUGUGAAUACUUGAUGCGGGGCAAUUGGCCCCUAUUCUGCACAAGAACACACAAAUAUACAAAAUAUAUAGAGAUAAAUAGAUAUACAAUAAAAGCAAUAAAGGGCAAUAGAACGAUGUCAAAAUAAAAUAAAAACAAGAAAACCAACUUACAUGUCAAAGAAAUAAGAAUGCGUGCUCGACAGAAACAACGACAACAGGAACAGCAACAAGAUACAGCAGUUUCGGCUACGUCAAGAGCGCGCACAAAGAAAACGGAAGUGAAAUUUACUUAAAGGAUAUGAAAAUAGCGCAUAAACGAGCCAUAACACAUGCACAAACGGAAGAGCUUAAAACGAGUACAAAAACCAUGAACAACAGUCGGCACAUGCACUACCACAAUCAGUCAAAAAGCCAUAGCAGCAACAACAAUAAAGAAUACUGCCAGCACAAUAAGCACCAACAAUAACAACAACGACGACGACAAGAAUUACCAAAUAAAAGUGAAAGCCGAAGCGAAAGCCAAAAUUUGAAACGUGUACGAGUACUUUUCGUUUCGUUUGAGCGUGUAAAUACUUAAAAGCUCGUUAAGGGCUACACAUCCGCCCACCCAACUCACCCAAUCCACCCAAACCUGUCAUAGUCAACCCACCGCAGAGUUGAUCACGACACUCUGGUCCGCACACACAUACUCGUAUAUGUAUGGUAUGACCAUGCCGAGAAGCCCGCCAUUAUCCACGUGACUUCAUGGCAACAUGUCUGCAACUGAGCAACGCUACGUCACCAUCAAUGUCUGAGUGGCCACUCGCUAUUUAUUGUUAUUGCCCGUCUACGCGGAUGCAGCUAAUUCGCUGCUUCUCUCUCUGCUGCUGCACUGCAAUUGCUUAGUCGCAUUUCCCCUUCCGUUCGGCACACUCUCACUCUCACGCUCACGCUCACAUCAUCUCAUCAUUUUCGCUGCGGUCGCAAUUGAGUGCACAACGAAAUGGCGAACGACGCAAAUUUCAAUGAUGCGCUGGAUUUCAUUUACAUAGCCAACAGCAUGAAUGACAAUGCCUAUCUUAUUGCCGACGAGGACGAGGCACAGUCGCGAAUCAUGGACGAAGCGAACGAUAGCAUGGAUGACGAUGACGAUAGUGGAGAUGGUGGUGGUGGUGUUGGUGGUGUUGGUGGUGUUGGUGGUGAUGGUGAUGACAACAACAAUAACCAGUACUACAAUGACGGCUAUUUUAUGAGCACUGGCAAUGGGAAUGGCAAUACUGAUGCCAACGCUCCCUCCCCCUCAGCAAUUGAUGCCGCAACCACCUCACCGUUGGCAACAGCUGCACUAGCAGCUGCCGCAGCCUCUGCCUCGGCAGCUGCUGCAGCGGCACGGAUCACAGCAAAGGCAGCCCACAGAGCUCUGGCCGCCAAUGCAGCCAACAAGGCGGCGAACAAGGCAGCCAUUGAGGGAAUCUCGGAUGCCACAGACAAUAACUAUACCAACGUGGCUGUCGAUCUGGGCGCUAUGCUGCUCAACGAUUCACUAAUGUUCGGUGCCAACGAGACCGGCCUCAGCAUAUUCGGUGAUUUGGUUAACCAGAGUGGACAGCUGUUGAAUGCCACUGUUGCGGUCAAUGCGACCAAAGUGGCCGACGAUGAUUUCACGCAGCUACUACGCAUGGCUGUUACUUCUGUGCUCCUUGGUCUCAUGAUACUCGUCACCAUAAUUGGCAAUGUCUUUGUAAUUGCUGCCAUUAUACUGGAACGCAAUCUGCAGAAUGUGGCCAACUACUUGGUGGCCUCGCUCGCUGUGGCCGAUCUGUUUGUUGCCUGUCUGGUUAUGCCAUUGGGUGCAGUCUACGAGAUCAGCCAAGGCUGGAUACUUGGACCAGAGCUAUGCGACAUUUGGACCUCGUGCGAUGUCCUUUGCUGCACAGCCUCUAUUCUGCACUUGGUGGCCAUAGCUGUGGACCGCUACUGGGCUGUCACCAACAUCGAUUAUAUUCACUCACGUACCAGUAAUCGGGUUUUCCUUAUGAUAUUUUGUGUCUGGACGGCGGCCGUGAUUGUGUCACUGGCUCCACAGUUUGGUUGGAAGGAUCCGGACUACUUGCAGCGCAUUGAGCAGCAAAAGUGUAUGGUUUCGCAGGAUGUGGCGUAUCAGGUCUUUGCCACUUGUUGCACAUUCUACGUGCCACUGCUAGUUAUAUUGGCGCUUUAUUGGAAAAUCUAUCAGACGGCUCGCAAACGCAUUCACCGCCGGCGUCCACGACCGGUCGAUGUAACGGCCAACAAUAAUCAGCCCGAUGCGAACACAACGCAGGACACAAAACUUAAUCGCUUGCGGCAACGUCUUGGCAGAUUCUCAGCGGCAAAGAACAAGCACGCUGGCACAGCGUUGGGUCUCGUCGAGGGUCACUCGACCAAUACGGUGAAUACCGUCGAGGACACCGAGUUCAGUAGCUCGAAUGUGGACAGCAAGAGUCGUGCAGGCAUCGAGGCACCCGGCACCUCGGGCAGCCAAAUAGCUACCGUGUCCCACCUGGUGGCAUUGGCGAAUCAACAACAUGUCAGCGCCAAUUCCAAUGCCAAACAGCAAAAGGCAAGUGGUGGUGGUGGUGGUGGUGGCACUGGCAAAGCAGCAACUGUUGUCGAGCCCAACCACACCAAUGAGGUGCCUGAGGGAGAGAGCGACGAGAUGGUAGCCGCAACCACAACAUUGGCAGCUGCAGAAGCAGCAGCCACCACAACAGCGCAGGCCACGGACGAUGGUGCGCUGGAUGCCAAAGCCAAUGGCGGCACCGAGGUGCUCGAGGAUCCGCAACUGCAACAGCAGCUUGAACAAGUGCAGCAACUACAAAAAUCAAGCAAAAGUGGUGGUGGAUGUGGCGGAGGCGGUGCCAGCACAUCGAAUGCCACAACCAUUACAUCAAUAUCAGCAAUCUCGCCACAAACACCCACAUCGCCCGCCAGUGCACCACCCCAGGUUGCCGGGCCAAUGACAACAAAAACAAGUACACUGACAAGCUGCAACCAGGCGCAUCCGCUGUGCAGUUCGACCAAUGCCUCCGGUUCGGUGACGCCGGAGCCACGCACCAAGCAACAGCAGCCGGGACAGGGAGCCCAUUCGCAAGCACCAACGCAGCAGUUGUCCAGCAUUGCGAAUCCCAUGCAGAAGGUGAACAAACGCAAGGAGACACUCGAGGCGAAGCGCGAACGCAAGGCGGCCAAAACACUGGCCAUCAUCACUGGAGCCUUUGUCGUCUGCUGGCUACCCUUCUUCGUCAUGGCCCUAACCAUGCCACUGUGCGCUGCAUGCCAGAUUAGCGACAGCGUUGCCUCGCUCUUCCUCUGGCUGGGCUACUUCAACUCUACGCUAAAUCCAGUCAUAUACACCAUAUUCAGUCCAGAGUUUCGACAGGCUUUCAAGCGCAUCCUCUUUGGCGGACACCGGCCCGUGCACUAUCGCAGUGGGAAGCUCUAGAUAGUGCAUGCGAAGAGGCGAAGGCGCUUCUGCUAAGACGGUCGGUCGCUUUGUCUCUUCGGCAUUAAUCAUUUGGAGUGGGACGUUUUGAAUACCAAAUGAGGAUUUGAGGACUCCCUGAGAAUAACAGCAUAUACGAUCAUGUAAAAAUUAGGAGCGUAACGAUUUUCCUUAAAUACUUAAGCCCAUUGUCAGUUGUAAAUAGGUUAUAGUUACAGUUAUAGUUAAAGUAAAUAUGUAUAGCAAUUAAGUAAUCGGCAAUACAAAUAAUUAGAAUUGUAAUGAUACUAGAUGGUAAGCUGUAACUAAAUUUGUAAAUGCUGGCUCUGCGAAGAAUAAGGAUAGGCCAGUGCCAGAGCCAGCUCGAGGAGACUGUUUUGUGAGAAGGCGAAGAAAACCUACUAUAUAUGUUGUAGAUCAUACGCGUAGAUUAGUAACCAAAAUAAAAUGGCGAAUCCACCAACAAUACAAGUAAUCAAAAUAACACUAGGGUUAACAGUCUAUUUCAAACGAUUUUUCGUGUUUUCAAUUUAAAUGUAUAAAUGAUUACAUACCAGUACAUACAAAUGCAAAAGGUACAUAAAUAUAUUGAAGGAUACACACGUAGGUACAUUCAAGUAUAUUAGGUGUUAGAGCUCUCAGCUGCUUUUUGGGAAACAGGCGUGGGUGGGGUCUUAUAAUUGGAAUCGUUGCAACUGAAGCGAGUACUCGAACUAUGAUAUAGCGCUAUAUACGAGCAUUAAAUGUAUAAAAAGGCGGCCCCGUACUUGUAUUUAAUUUAAUUGUCAUUGUUGAGUAUUUAAAAAU
This is a messenger RNA of Scaptodrosophila lebanonensis, 4635 nucleotides long. RefSeq names its product 5-hydroxytryptamine receptor 2A (gene 5-HT1A). The record is from RefSeq and is a predicted model, not a curated record. Gene Ontology annotation, biological process: adenylate cyclase-activating adrenergic receptor signaling pathway. Lineage: Eukaryota; Metazoa; Arthropoda; Insecta; Diptera; Drosophilidae. The coding region runs from base 1348 to 3828 and encodes 826 amino acids. Gene Ontology annotation, cellular component: membrane. The transcript is spliced from 11 exons. Gene Ontology annotation, molecular function: G protein-coupled amine receptor activity.